AUGAACCCGCUGUCUGUGUCAUUUCCGCUCUGGCUGGUUUUCACAUUCAAUCAAAUGGCAACGCUGAGCAGUGGCUCGUCUCGGAGUUUAGUCCAGUAUGUCAUCGUCCGAUCAGACCUAAUUCACACUUUGUCGUGGCCUUUAGGGGCGGUUAUAACUCAAGCCUGUCACGCGGCCACCGCUGUUAUACAUUUACACUACAGUGACUCUGAUACUCAGGAAUAUCUGGCAGAACUGGACAGCAGGCACAAAGUAGUUCUGCAGGCACCAGAUGAGGCAUCUCUCUCCGCUCUUUCCAGUAGUCUACUGGAAAAAGACAUUGCACAUAAGCUAUGGAUGGAGCAGCCAGAGAAUAUCCCCACGUGUCUGGCAUUGAAGCCCUACCCUAAAGAGACCGUGCAGCCAUUUCUAAAAAAGUUCAAGCUUUUCAAAUGAAUUCUGUACGAAUUGUACUAUAUAAACACAAAGAUUGUUCAGAAUGGAA
Messenger RNA from Carassius carassius (crucian carp), 484 nucleotides. It is a transcript of the gene ptrhd1, whose product is annotated as peptidyl-tRNA hydrolase domain containing 1. Bases 1 to 435 code for a protein of 144 amino acids. Gene Ontology annotation, molecular function: peptidyl-tRNA hydrolase activity. The record is from RefSeq and is a predicted model, not a curated record. The transcript has 2 exons. NCBI's taxonomy places the organism in Eukaryota, Metazoa, Chordata, Actinopteri, Cypriniformes, Cyprinidae.